This is a messenger RNA of Penicillium malachiteum, 714 nucleotides long. Its product is annotated as NADHX epimerase. The record is from RefSeq and is a predicted model, not a curated record. The coding region runs from base 1 to 714 and encodes 237 amino acids. Gene Ontology annotation, molecular function: NAD(P)HX epimerase activity. Gene Ontology annotation, cellular component: mitochondrion. Lineage: Eukaryota; Fungi; Ascomycota; Eurotiomycetes; Eurotiales; Aspergillaceae. The transcript is spliced from 5 exons.
AUGACUUUAAAGGCAAUCUCGGCAAAAGAUGCCGCCUCCCUUGAUAAAGAUCUCAUGGAAAUGGGCGGCUGGUCCCUGGACCAGCUCAUGGAGCUAGCAGGGCUCUCAGUGUCACAAGCUGUCUGGAAAGUUCACCCACUUAGCGCCGGCAAGAAUGUGCUCGUUGUAUGUGGACCAGGUAACAACGGUGGUGAUGGACUCGUCGCAGCUCGACAUCUCGCUCAAUAUGGAUACAACUCAUCCGUCUAUUAUCCCAAAGAAGGAAAAAAUGAACUAUAUCAGCGCCUGAAAACUCAACUGCAUAACCUCUCCGUCCCCUUCAUAACAGAUUUCCCAACCGCCUUGAAAGAAUCGCAUUUCCUCGUUGAUGCCAUCUUCGGAUUUUCGUUCGGUGGACCCUUGAGAGAUCCAUUCCCUUCUAUCAUCUCCCAGAUUGAAACGUCCUCUACCCCCGUUUUAAGUGUUGAUGCGCCCAGUUCAUGGGAUAUCCAGAGUGGACCACCGAAAGAGGGUCCGGGUGCUAAGUUUAUGCCGCAGGCCUUGAUUAGCUUGACAGCCCCGAAACCCUGUGUCAAAUUUUAUCGGGGAAGGCAUUUUAUUGGAGGUCGGUUCUUGUCCAAGGAUAUCACGGAUAAAUAUGGCUUGAGUUUACCACCAUAUCCUGGAAUUGAACAAGUUCUGGAAGUGGAGGUUGAUGCGGAGGGGAGACUUUAG